AUGGUCGGUCAUAUUGCAGUGGAUCGAAAAAGAGUUCUAGUUCUUCCAACAGCCAAGAAAAAGAUCGUCACCCUCCGUCAUCCUCGAGGCCUCCUAAUUAUCGACGACGUCGGCCGGCAGAUGCAGAUGGCCCUGUCCGUGCAAGAAGGGGUGCAUCGUAUGAUAGUGACCAUCAAAAGCUGCACCACAAAUUUCAAGAAUGCCUUGGGAGCACCUGAGCACUAUACUAUGGUGGAUGAUUCCUUCCACAUGCUCUACAAAUCCCUGGAGGAGGCCUUGCAUCUUCAUUCCUCAUGGGAUGUGAAAAUGGAGAUUGCAUGCACCUUGGGACAUUUGGCAUAUGCAGUUGGGAAUCAGCUCAACAGAUUCCUGAAGUGGCUUAUGGACCAUGUAAAGAAGAGGGGAUCAUUGAAACCAAUAUUCAUUCAACCCAUCUUGGAGCUGCUGAAAUUGGAACGCUGUGAAGCUAGACUGCCUGGAAACUAUAGUGUGGUCAUCAUGCAACAUUUGCAUUCCAUACUUGAGGCAACAGAAGAACCAGCUGUCAUGGUUACCACAAUGGACACUGUUCUGUUUCUGCUGGAAAUGCACCCCACAGCUCUCAAUCCUCAUUUUGAAGACCUUGCUGAUAUUUUGGUUGGUUGGCAUAUUGAUACUACCCAGAGUUCUGCCAUCCAGGAAUAUAUUGUUUCUGUGUUCCAAAUGCUUCACCCCUACUGGCUGGCUGACUUGCCCUUCACCCUGAACCUGAUGACACAGUUCCUUGAAGACAUGGAUUGCUAUUCUGAGCAAUUGCUGACCAGUGGAAGUAUUGCAGAUCUUGAGGAGAAUAGUCAAGAAUGUCAUAUUGCGAAACUCACCUCACUGCUUAGGGUGUUUUCAACUGUUGUGAAAAGUCUUGGUCCUUUGGAUCCUGGAAUACCUUCCUCAAUGCCUAUAUUCCAGGAUGUGCUCAGGCUGGUCCUCCGGAGCACUCAACCAGUCUUUGCUUCGAAUCUUUGGGAUCUGGACUUCUUUGUGGCAGUGAAUGAAGACAUAGACCUUCUAGUGACCCAUAUGCUCCCAGAUGCCACCUGGAUCCCUCAGAUAUCAGAGUAUCUCCAAAAAGUCUUGAAUUCUUCAUCUCCCAUUAUAACAGAGCUCCUGCCUUCCAUUGCUCAGUUGUACUCCACUGUGAUAUCAAAAAUGGGGCCAGAUCUUAAUUCUGAUUUCCUUCAAUUCUUGGAACCAGAGCAUGGAUUGCAUUCAUGGAUUACUCAUCCAUCACAAAAGACCAUUUUCUUUCUGUCAGCUGGAGGGCCCGGGAGUGAUGUAUUUGGGAUGUUGAGUGGUGGUGGACCGAGUGUGGGAACUCUUCCCAAGGUGUUGGAUUUGGCUUCCCAUCUCUUGAUCGCCUGGAAUCAACCUUUCGUGCCAGACACCAGUAAAAUUCCUAGCGAACUGGUGCAUGAAGAGCUCCCCAGUGUGGAUUGUAGUCCUGCUAUUGCAAAUUGCAUCAUCCUAAUUUGGAAGUGCUUGGUGGAAAUGUACAAGGACAUCUUGAUGGUGAAGAGUGUGACCCUCCUAGAGGAAAUGUAUCAACUCAUCCUGCAAGAGUUGGAGGUUUGCUAUCAAAGUCUUGGUCUGACUGGUAUUCAGUUGUCUGGUCAUGACAUCAGGAAAGUCCCUGAGGAGGAAGCCAAAACCAGGGCUUUGUUCUAUCUUACUACCCUAUCUGGCAUUGGUAUAAGCAAAGAAUCAGUUCUUGGACUCUGGGCACUUCAACCUUCAAUAUUUGAACUUCUUGCUGUGCUCCUCUGCCCUGUAUUAGUUUCAGACUCAACUGUUCCAUCCUCUGUAUUGGAGGCACAGCUUGCCAUCCUUUCUGAACACAGUCAGAGGCACAAGCACUUCAUAAGCAGCAGCAGUUUGCUGAGCCAGUCUCAGCUGAAGAUUGCUGGAGGUCCAACCUCAGGAGAGCACUUUGCUACCAUCUUGAAUAUCUUGCAAGCCCUCAUCCAAAAGGUGCAUCUGGCACAUGCUGUACGCAUAACAUGCCUAGACUGGCUAGAGGAUCUUCUGGAACAAGGGAGAGGCUAUUCAUUGCAGCUGACUGGAAUCCCCCAAUUCAUGAGAUUGUUCCUGUCACUUGCCACAUUGUCGCUGAAGCUUUGUUUGCCAGCUGGGGGUGCUCUGCAUAUCCUUCAAUGCCUAACUACAUUUGUUACUCAUUACUUGCUCCCAUCUGGCUCAGUUGUGGAUGAAGAGAUGGAAACAGUUGCCUGGUUGUGCCUCCAUCAUGCCAGCUCGACUGUGCUUGAAAUUCAGGAAGGAUAUCUUAAACUUCUCUUCUCUAUCCCACUUCCUCAUAUUCUUCUUGCUCAGGAUCAAGAGAGGCUCAACAUGGAUAUUGCACUGUUAUCAUCAUCUCAACCAAAUUCAAAGAGAGAGGAAUGGAUACGGCAACUCAGUUCCCUGAAGCUCAAUUCCCUUUUAUCUGAACGGAGCAUCAUGAAAAUAGCUAGUUCCUCCUCCUGUCUUCUCCCCCAGCAUUUCCGUUACAUCUGGUGCUUCUUAAUUGAGGGAAAACAUCCAAAUGGAGAGUCAUGGUUGGAAGAGAUAUUCAGAAGCCUGGGGAAGCAUGAUGAGAUGAUGACUGGAUCAGUGCUUCAUUACCGUGCAGCCUGGGAAUUAGCAUCAUUCUGCAUUCAGUCCAAGCUCAAGUGCAUCUUUGGGAAGCCCAAUGAGACACUGCUCACUCUGGAAAAUGGUGUAAAGCAACUGCUGAUGUCCACAACCAUGGGUGGCUUAACUCUGAUCCGAGGGAAGAUUCUGUUGACUUUCAUGGAUGCAUUUGAGAAGCAGCUCUACAAUGCAGCCCAUGGUUCUGCUGUUGCUCUGCCUACUCCCAGCAAAAAUACAAAGAUAUUCUUCUGGACAAACCAGGGAUCUUGCUGGAGUUGGCUUCACCGGCUCAGGAAGCCUCUAAUUACCCUUUCAGCAGACUGCAAGAUCCCAUCUGCUACCACCUGGCAUGGGUACUCCUACUUGGCUCAGAUCAAUGAUUCCACCGAUCUCAAGACAGGGGAAUUUUAUUACAUGCUGACCAUGUUAGUGGAGGCAUUGGUGCAGCUACAUUCCAGUGACAGCAUUCAGGGUCUCUAUGAUUGGCUUCAUGAGAAAUAUGGGCUCAAACUUAACUGGAUGAAGCCUGCAAUUGCCCAGGCUGGUGAAAGAUAUGAGACUGGUGCAAUAGAAUACUGGACCAGCUUGGAAGGUAUUGAUGAAGAACAUGAUGCAGUGAAGCACUUUGUUUUGAAGCAGUUGGAGCAGUGCUAUGUUGAUCUUGGGUCUUGGGAGGAUUUGGUCAGUCUUCGAGAAAGCCUGGGGUCUGAUGCCCAAUCCUUCAAGGCUCUGCUAUCCCUGGAACGCCAUGAAUCAAGUCACGUUCCUCCUGCUAUUGUAGAGAAUGUGAUAAAGGAAUUUGAGACUCUGAAGGACUUUGCAUACCUGCAGCCUCUUCUUCAAAUUCUUGCCCAGGAAGUCACUCCUCUGGAACAAGGGAAUGAGCAUCAUGGCUUUAGAGAGAAUGAGCAACACUGCAUGGACCUGGUGAAAGAACAUCUUCAUCUCCUGGGCCCAGAAUGUUGGCCAGAACUGCUUAUAUUUGGAUCAUUUCUGUGCCAUCUUCAGAAGUUUUCAGGCUCUCUCUGCUCCCAACAUGAAUCUUCCUUUGGACCUCUUUCCAAGAUCCCUCUUAAAAUCCUUCGUCUCUUGACAUCUGUUGCACAUUCCUUCAUGAAUGUGCCUGGCAUCUAUGGCCCCAAAGAUGGUAUGAAUGAGUUGCUCCAAGUAUGUUCCAAGAGAUGUCGGCAGACCUUCAACCUGAAUGCAGUGGAGAGGUUUCUGUCCCUUCAAAUAGCAAAGUCUCCUGCCACCUGUCUUCAAGCAGCCAAACUUCUUCUUCUGCAAGGGAAACUAUUAGAGGCACAAGAUACCCUGUGUGGGGUCAGUGAAGUCUUGUAUGGAUCCAGGGAAGCAGAACAAGAGAUGGGAGCAAAAUGCCUCCUCACAUUGGGCAAGUGGUUACAGCAGCCAUGGAUGAGUGAAGAGAACAGCAAAGGGAUCUGGCGUACCCUUGUCUCAUCUGAAGACUCUCCUGCAAUGCAGUACCUUCCAUCAGCUCACAAAGAUAUCAUUGGUGAGAAGGAGAUGGGUUCAGGACUCAUGUUCCACCUGACUACUGCUGUGUAUCCAUCAGUGUCAACCUCUUGGAGCCACUUUGCCAAUUGGGCCUAUCAACAAGGGCAGCGGGUUCUGUCUGCUGCCAUAUCUGGACAAUUUAGCCUAGAGAGAGAGUAUACUGAUGCCAUCCAUGCCAUCUUGGAUCAAAGCAGUUCUCCACUAAAUCCCCUUGACAUGAUACAGGCCAUUGAGUCCAAUAUUGCUAUUGGUCUUUACCAAUAUGAGGUAUUCUACAAUACCAAUUGGAUUUUAAAUGAUGACUCAGCAAGGACCAUUCUCCUAACACGCUUUGAAUCCCUGAACUUGGAACCUCAGGUGCUUCUUAGGCUCUUAACCAUCUGGAAGAAGGCUCAACAAAAUCUGUUCCAUCACUAUAGAAUUGCUGCCCCUGCCUACUUCCACUUCCUUCAACUUCACCACCAACAGGGCAAAGAAGGAGCAAGAGAAGAGAGGACCAGGAUUCAUGUGACCUCUGCUACUCUUCACCUUCUUCGAUUACUUGUUCGUCAUCCUCGUGCCCUGGAAUCUGCCUUGGACAAUGGCUUUGCAUCUACGCCACCAAGCUGUUGGAAGAAAAUCAUCCCACAGCUAUUCUCACACCUGAGUCAUUCAGAUGCAUUUGUGCAGCAAAAAGUCUCUGACCUCUUAUGUCAAAUGGCAUUGGACUCAUCACAUCUCAUAGUUUUUCCUGCUCUGGUGGGUGCUCUCAGCACCCACACUCGAUCAUUGCAGCAACAGCAAGCUUUUGGUGUAUUUGGAGAGAAGGAAGAAGGGGCAGAUGAAGAUGGAGAAGAAGGUGAAGAUGAGUUUGAGAUUGAGGAUGAUGAUGCUACUCAGAAUGCUGUCAUACAGAACCGUUACCUGAGCCUCAUUGAAGCUCUUUCUAAGCAGGAUGAUUCUCUUGUAAAUGAAGUGAGAACUCUGAUAAGAGAGCUGCGCCGACUAGCCCUUCUCUGGGAAGAGCUGUGGCUUGGAGUUGUUUCCCAACAACUGGCUGACCUCACUUCUCGUGCCUCUCGGCUCAAGUCUGAGGUGGCAGGGAUUCAAGCCAGCAAGCAUCUCACUCGUGAUGAGAAAGAGGAAAUCAUUCGUCUAAAGCAUUCCAUAGCAUACAAGCCGGUGCAGUUUGCCAUUACACAGCUUAAGCAAGUGACAUCCAUUCCUCCAGAGACAACUUUGGAAAAGAAAUUUCAUGAGAAAUUUGGCAAGCUGAUAGAAGAGGUGGUGAAAGAUUUGAGCUGUGUGGAGAGAGGCAGCAUGCCAUCCUUGUCUUCCCUACGAUGUCUAGAAUCUGGGUUGAAGCAGCAUUUACAUCAUCGCACUACCAAAGGGAUCCUUUUGUCUCAGGCUAGCCCCGCUGUCACCAUUGGGGGUCUGGAAAACAUGGUUUCCAUCCUCUCCACCAAGACUAAGCCCAAGAAACUCAUCAUCCAUGGAUCAGAUGGAAAAAAGUAUUCCUAUUUACUCAAGGGCCUGGAGGACCUCCACCUGGAUGAACGAAUCAUGCAAUUCCUCUCCAUCUUCAAUGAAAUGCUCUUGCAUGCCAAACAUAAUGAGAGAGGAAUGUACAAGGCAAGGAAUUAUUCCGUUAUUCCUCUGGGUCCCCGAAGUGGACUCAUUCAAUGGGUACAAGGAGCUGUCCCAUUAUUUGGCAUCUACAAAAGGUGGCAACAACGACAGCUUGUCAGCCCCCGUGAACCCUCUUCAGGUGGAGGACGUGUGGUAGGAGGAGUACAGAGGCCAUCAGAACUCUUUAAUGCAAAGUUGUAUCCCUUGCUGAAAGAGAAGGGGAUCCCAGAGAACAGCAAUCGCAAGGAGUGGCCCCUUUCUGUCCUUUGCCAGACCCUCAAGUCUCUCUUGUCUGACACCCCUCCUGACCUCCUUCAAAAGGAGCUCUGGUGUCACAGCGUGAAUAGCACAACAUGGUGGUCAGUAACCAAAACAUUUAACAUCACUACAGCUAUCAUGUCCAUGGUUGGCUACGUUAUUGGCCUUGGGGAUAGACACCUGGACAAUCUCUUGGUGGACCUCACCACUGGACAGGUGGUACACAUUGAUUACAAUGUAUGCUUUGAGAAAGGUAAACACUUGAGGAUUCCAGAGAAGGUCCCAUUUCGCAUGACCCAGAACAUCCAGACUGCUCUCGGCAUCACGGGAUGCCAUGGUCUGUUCAAGAACACAUGCUGCUUCACAUUGAAUUUAUUGAGGAGACACAGAGGACUCCUCCUGUCACUCUUGGAGACUUUUGUGUAUGAUCCACUGGUUGAGUGGACACCAUCUGCAGGCGAGAAUUUCAACCUGACGAUAUCCACUGAACUUUUUCCACGUCAAGAGCUGGAGGAGCUCCAUGCUAAUGUAUCCAUCAACAUGCUGUACUCCCUUGCAGAUGCACUAGAAAGCCUGAAGAAAGAAUUAGAAGCAUGGGUCAGGGCACAGGGAUCCCUGGAAGAGACAGAUGAACAAUUGCAGCAGUGGCAUCAAUGUUUGGCCCUACUGAAGGAAGCUGAAGCCAACCCACAUCAUCACCUCUAUCAGCUGAGUCAGCGCUACAGUGUCUUCAUUGACUGUGAGGAGAGGCAGAGUCGGCUCCACAAGCAGCUUGAGACUGCACUGGAACAGGAGAACAAGAUGGCUGACUCACAUCUGACUGCUCUGAAAGCCUUGGGAGACCCAGAAACAUUGGAACGAUGUGCAUCUUUGAAGAAAAAACUGGAUGCUCUCAGUGAUUCUCAUGGCCUCAUUGAAGAGUUCCUGCAGCAGGCCGGGCAACUAUCUCUUGCCUCCCAGUAUGGGGAGCUAGAAGGAGAGCUGAGAAGGAGUCUGAUGCACCUACAUGGGAUGCUUGGGAAGUGUGUGGAGGCCCUGCACCAGUAUGGACUCAUGAUCUCUUAUUCUCCUUGGUCUCUUCGCGUCUCCCCUCUCUCAACUCACAAGGUCUUCUGGCUUUGCAAACUUGCCACUGACCUCUCCUCCAAGACGUGCCAAGAGGCAAUUCUGGAGUUCCAGUCUCUGGAGGACACCCAACGUAUCCAGGAAACCAAGUCCACUACUGUCCACAUUCAGCUUCAGCUUCAGGUCUCCAAGCACAAUUCCCUUCUGCAUCAGGCAUUAAGUGAACAGGGGAAGAAUGGGUCAGUAGUGGAGGAACCCUUGCUAUCCCUGAAGGGGUUGAUGGGUAUCUCAUCUCCAUACCUAAAGAAGACAUUCUGUCGCCUGCUUAUUGACUCUAUUUGGGUUCACUAUCCUCGAAGUGGUCUCAUGGAACCAGCUCUUGGUGGAGGUUUCAAAGGAGGUGAGGCUGAAGACAUCAUCAACCACCUGUUGACAGUCACUGAGCUUGGUUCUCUAGGAUCCCUAGUUGAUGAGAAUCCUCACCUUGCCUCCAUCCUCAGUUCUCUUCAAAUCCUUUAUUCUCUUCUCUCCAGUCUUCAGGACCUUUUGGUGAACUUCAUUACCAUAAUCAUCCCAGAAGCUUUAAAACAGGUGAUGGCUGAGGACCCAUCAUUGACCAAAAUUGUGCAGUGCCUCAAUGAGCUGGUUUUACACAUCUCCUCAGGCACCAACACUGGAUCCCUUGACCUUGGUGAGAUGAUGACAUCUUACCAUGCCCUAAUGGAAACAACUGCAUCUCCCAAUCCAGGCCAGAUGCUCUUGAUGGGAUUCAAUGGACUCUUUGACAAGGUUGAAAAGGAUCUGCUCUUCUUUAACCAGGAGAUGGUAUCUUUGACCCUCCAGGAUCCUCCUGUUUCCUCCAUUCCCAAUAUCCUGAGUGAAAUCCUGACGGAGUUCCCAAUCCUUGUCCUCCAACAACUCAUCCCUUGCCUUGCUCAGCAAGAAGCAGCCUUAAAGGAUGCCCAGGAAGAGUAUCAAGCUGAGUCUCAACAACUCUCCAUCAUCAUGUGCAGCAUUCAGAAAGCAAUCCAUUGCAAAAAUCAUUCCAAGUGCAUGGAAGGGAAAAUCAGCUGCUGCCAGUCAAUUUUACGGAGGUGGCAACUCACUGCAAUGGCCUAUCACUGGCUUUCCUCUCCCAAUACUCCAGAACUCCCCCUAGAUGCUGUAUUUACAGUGGAGCUGAAGCAGAGUUUGGAGGGAGUUAGAACAGUUUUGAGUACCUCCAUAGAAUUGCAAGGAAAAUUUUCAGAGCUGGUUCAUUCGGUACAGCAACGUCUCAAGUGGGCCAGUGGUGCCAAUCGUAACCUUUCUGAGUUAGCAACCACAUAUGAUGGAACUGUUGGUGAAUGGGUGAGCAUGUUCACACAUUGGCGCCACUUGGCUGAGCACACCAUUGCAGUGACCAGUGCACUCCUGCAUCUGGAGAGCAUGCGGGAUUUGAGAAGCCAGAAACAAAAAGAGGCCCGUGAGGCUUGGAUCACUCUCCUCCAUGAGGCACUCAAUGUAUGCCUUCAUGUUGAGAGCACUGAUGUGUCUGUCUCUUCCAUUGAGAAAGCCAUAAUCAAGGUUAAGCCACUACACGGAGGAGAGAUACUGACAGUGGAAUGGGCACAGGAGGCAUCAAGAGGUAUUUCAGGCUGCAUCCAAAGUGCUCAGUCUCAAUUGGAUGAGGCAAGGUUCACACUGUCAUCAAAUGGCAAAGCCAUCAUUGCUUGGGUUGAGAAGCUCAAGGGCCUCAUUCGUCAACACCACAAGCUAGUCUCCAAGGUUCGCUCCCUCCUGAAAACCCUCACCAAGCUGGAAAGUGAAGAACUGCUGAGGGAGCAAGCAUUAUCAUAUGUCAGCAAGUACAAGAACUUCUCACAGCUCCUGGCCUCCCUUCUCAAACAGAUUUCCAGUAAAGACAUUGGGACUGCAUCAGUUCCAUGUUACUUGGAAGAUCUGGAGGUUCUUGCAUCUCAAGUUGGUGGGAUCUAUGAUGGCCUGUUAAACCUGCUGAAAGUAGAAGGCAAUCCCAGAACUGAGAAGGAUGGAUUGGAGAGGAAAAAUAAGGAAAAGGAGAAGAGUCCCAGGAAACACCAGCAAUUUCAUCUGCCACUCUGGGAAGAUCUGGACUCUGCUCCACCUCCAUUGUUCAUGCAUCAACAUUCUGAAGGACUAGGGCUAGGGGAGAAGGAGAGCUACCCAUUGCAAGUGUUUCAUCGUGUACGUGUGAAGCUGGAGGGUCGGGAUCCUGAUCCCAGUUAUGCAGCUCCUGUUGAAUCACAGGUGGAGCACUUAAUAGAAGAAGCAACAAACAUAGAGAACCUCGCUCUCCUCUAUGAAGGCUGGACAGCCUGGGUGUGAAGGGAGUCGAGUGAAUCAACGGGCCAAUCUCCGUUCUACCAUUCACAAAGUCCCAACAGUGCAUGCCAAGCAAGUAAUGCAAUGCAAUGCAGGCCAUCCCCAUUGCCACCCUCCCUUUAUCCAGGGGAGGGGGGAAGCCUUCAUGCCCAGAUGCAUUUGGGGCUGGGGGAGAGAUCAAUAUCUGCCUCUCCCCCAUCAUCAUGUUUUAACCAGAAAGAAUAAAUGUAAAAGCUGAGUCUGAUUGCACAGAGAGUUUCACUUUAAAGAUCCAAGAGUGACCUCUCUGAGUUUGGAAAUCCAAUCAAGAUCUUGCUGAAUCAGCUGGACUUUCUCAUGCAUUGAUUUUCUUGUCUUAUCUCCCCUUCUCAAUGAUGUGUAUGAAUAAUUGAGACUUGUUUGUGUGAUUGAGUGAAUAUCUUCCCUCCUAGUUUCAUCCCCUUGUGUCAAUUCAGAGAAGGAAAUGAAACACCUCAUCUCUCUCUCUAUGAAGCUUUUUGCUUGCAUCGGCUUAUUUGUUCUCCCUUCUGCUUUUUUUCUUAUCUACAUUAUCCAUCAUCAAAUGGGGGAAUCAGAGAUUGAUUUUAUAGUGGCAUAGUUUUCUUUGAAGUGGCUGGAACUUCUGGGGUAGUUUUUUCUUACUCAGUGAAAGAAAGAAAAUUCUGCAAACUGGUGUAUUAUUGUUCUUUUCAUUUCCAAUAAGGUUAGGAUUUUUUUUCUGGCUCUCUGUCGUGUGUUUGUGAAUAAAUCUUGUUGGCGGA
Messenger RNA from Darwinula stevensoni, 10220 nucleotides. Lineage: Eukaryota; Metazoa; Arthropoda; Ostracoda; Podocopida; Darwinulidae. The record is from the annotation of a GenBank genome assembly.